Molecule: messenger RNA, 978 nt
Organism: Mollisia scopiformis
Lineage: Eukaryota; Fungi; Ascomycota; Leotiomycetes; Helotiales; Mollisiaceae
Exons: 4
Coding region: 1-978 (325 amino acids)
Source: RefSeq, a predicted model, not a curated record
AUGGCGACCCAUACUGGUAAGAUUGGUAUUUCUAUUCUGCGAAGUGAAGGUUUGAGAUUUGAUGCUGUACAUUGGGCGUACAAGAUGCCGUCAAUGAUGGCAGUUGGCUUGAGAACUGAGGACCUACUGUUAGCUGUGAGCUCAGAGACGAGCACAAAUGUCUGUUUUGGCUAUUUAACGCUAAAGGAGACCGCAGUCCCUGUCCCUGCUGCUUACACUCGACAUUUGUCUUAUGAUGUAUCAAAAGACUCACAAUUCAAUCCUCAUGUCUAUGUCGAGACGAAGCGGAUGACCACCGAGUCUGGUGUGACAGAGGUUCAAAGUCUGAAGGGGAAAGAACUUGAUAAUGAUCAGGAAGAAGAGGUCUCAACGGCGGCUACGCGGUCUUCGCUCUUGAUAUUUCUUCGCGAUUCUAGGAUCUACAUUCGAGUUCUCGCAGUCCUCAUAAUGAUUAUAUCCCUAGCCUUGAUUCUAAGUGCGGUAGUCAUGUUUUCAAAAGCCCAAAGGGCGCCUGGACAUUCCUUGGAUUCGGUCCCACACCCCCCCAGUGGCAUUACAGACAGUCCCUGCAUCGCUUUCUCUGGUGUUGCCGCAAUGAACCUUGUUCUCAGUGUUGCACUUCUUAGCCUUUCAUGCAUGUCGAGCAAGUUCAGGAAAAGUAACAACGCUCUCAACGCCGUCUUCGCAAUUCUCAGUGCUAUUGGAUUUUCAUCUUCGAUGGCAGCCUGCUUUCAUCUCAAUGCACAGACUAAACUUGAGAAUGAUCUCUGGAAAUGGUCUUGUUCGAAUCAUAAGAACAAUGUAUUCAGCGACGCUCUCGACUUCGGUACGGUUUGUGGCGUGGUAAGCUACGGCUGGAAGUUCGGGCUUGUUCAAGCAUCCCUCGAGCUUCUAACCUUUGUCGUAUCAUGUACCGCAUUCGUGCUUACGAAGUACGCUUACUUUGCACGCUAUGGCCGCAUGGGAAAGAUAUUCUAA